AAACCCACGAAGUAAUCUCCCAGAGUUCCUCUCCUCUCCGACGGUGGAUUCCCGCCCCUGAAUAAUCAGCAAGUAGCAACCUCCAAAACCUUGCCACACAGAGAGAGAUGAGCUCGGCGGACCUGCCAACGAAAGAGGUGAACGUAUUAAAAGGGCACGAAGGAGCAGUAUUAGCCGCAAGGUUCAACGCCGAUGGAAAUUACUGUCUGAGCUGCGGCAAGGACCGUACAAUUCGUCUUUGGAACCCUCACCGAGGAAUUCACAUCAAGACCUACAAAUCUCAUGGCCGUGAAGUUCGAGACGUUCAUGUCACACAGGACAACUCCAAGCUUUGUUCUUGCGGCGGCGAUCGACAAGUUUUCUAUUGGGAUGUAGCCACUGGCCGUGUCAUUCGAAAGUUCCGCGGCCACGAAGGCGAGGUAAAUGCAGUGAAGUUUAAUGAGUACUCGUCUGUGGUGGUUUCGGCGGGUUAUGAUCAAUCGUUGCGUGCUUGGGACUGUAGGUCUCAUAGUACUGAGCCAAUUCAAAUUAUUAAUUCAUUCUCAGAUAGUGUCAUGUCUGUUUGCUUAACUAAAACUGAAAUAAUUGGUGGGAGUGUUGACGGAACUGUUCGAACUUUUGAUAUUCGUAUCGGUAGAGAAAUUUCUGAUGAUUUAGGGCAGCCUGUCAACUGUAUAUCAAUGUCAAAUGAUGGUAACUGCUUAUUAGCAAGUUGCCUAGAUUCGAAAUUACGUCUUCUGGACAGGUCUAGUGGUGAAGUGCUACAAGAAUAUAAAGGUCAUACGUGUAAGUCGUACAAACUAGAUUGCUGCCUUACCAACACUGAUGCACAUGUAACCGGUGGAUCUGAGGACGGUUUCAUUUACUUCUGGGAUCUGGUAGACGCGUCUGUGGUAUCAAGCUUCCGGGCUCAUUCUUCAGUGGUAACAAGCGUGAGUUAUCACCCAAAGGACAGCUGCAUGAUAUCUGCCUCCGUUGAUGGCACCAUUCGGGUAUGGAAGACGUGAAAUUGUACGCUAGGAACAUUGCAGAUUUUUUAAAUUAAUUAUUUAUAUCAAAGAUCUUUCUUGUUCCUUCUCAAGACUCUUGACCAAUACCCAUUUGGAAUUUUAAUUGCAUCAUCAAUUGUUCUUUAAAAGCUUUCUAAUGAAGCGUUGAGUUCCCACUCAAAAGAAGAACUGCUUGGUAAUUGCCACACUUAAUGUCAACAAUUGGACCAUCUAAAUUAAGGUGCUCUUUCUUUGUUUGUUAA
Messenger RNA from Humulus lupulus (European hop), 1252 nucleotides. RefSeq lists its product as uncharacterized. Gene Ontology annotation, molecular function: protein binding. Lineage: Eukaryota; Viridiplantae; Streptophyta; Magnoliopsida; Rosales; Cannabaceae. The coding region runs from base 108 to 1007 and encodes 299 amino acids. The transcript has 8 exons. Gene Ontology annotation, cellular component: catalytic step 2 spliceosome. Gene Ontology annotation, biological process: mRNA splicing, via spliceosome. The record is from RefSeq and is a predicted model, not a curated record.